Molecule: messenger RNA, 1416 nt
Organism: Triplophysa dalaica
Lineage: Eukaryota; Metazoa; Chordata; Actinopteri; Cypriniformes; Nemacheilidae
Gene: ube2wa
Product: ubiquitin conjugating enzyme E2 Wa
Exons: 6
Coding region: 56-511 (151 amino acids)
Source: RefSeq, a predicted model, not a curated record
GGGAAGCGGAUCAGACGUCACUCGGCCAAUCGCCUCUCAGCAGAGGCUUUCCGUCAUGGCGUCUAUGCAGAAAAGAUUACAAAAAGAACUGAUGGCGUUGCAAAGUGACCCUCCACCUGGAAUGACACUGAAUGAAAAAAGCGUGCAGAACACAAUCACAGAGUGGUUUAUAGAUAUGGAAGGUGCUUCAGGUACUCUUUAUGAGGGGGAGAAGUUUCAGCUGCUCUUCAAAUUCAGUAGUAGAUAUCCUUUUGACUCACCUCAGGUGAUGUUCACUGGAGAGAAUAUACCCAUCCAUCCACAUGUCUAUAGCAAUGGUCACAUCUGUUUAUCUAUAUUAACGGAAGAUUGGUCACCGGCUUUGUCUGUGCAGUCGGUUUGUUUAAGCAUUAUUAGCAUGCUGUCAAGCUGCAAAGAAAAGCGGCGUCCUCCAGAUAAUUCAUUUUAUGUAAAGACAUGUAAUAAAAAUCCAAAGAAAACAAAAUGGUGGUAUCAUGAUGAUACAUGCUAGUAUCCAAGUGCAUCAUUGUGUUACAGUAUAUGGACAGACUUUUAAAGUACAUCAAGUAUUUUAUAUAAAUUGUUGGAUUAGAAUUGAACCAGCAGACUGUGGCUAUUUGUGUGUGGAUUGGGCAUGCUGACUGGAAAAGAUGCAUAAAAACUGCAGGAAUGUAACCCACCCAGCAAGCAUAUUUUGAUGGAUGAAAGAUGUGGAGCUCUUUUGUUUCAAAUUUUGUAAUGUUUGAUUCAUGUUGUAUUAUUUCUUUAUAAGCCUUUAAGGGUUUUAUUGUUUGUGCAAUAAUAACUUGAGCUUGGGUUUGAAAUAAAAGGAAGGACGGUGCAAAUCAGAGAUCUAACUGCUGUAAUGGAUCCAUCAGCAAAAGCAGAGACAAAAGUCGACCUUCGCCUUGCCUGGUUACGCACUGUGAACUUUAAACAGUGCAACAUUUUGAAUUAAUAUUGUAACAUAUACCCAUAGUUUCUUUUAUGAAAUAAGCCAUUUUUAGUUGAAUAUUGUUGUUGGAUGUGGUGUACAGUACAGUAUAGGACUAUUUUGAUAAAUGCACAAUUUACUGAUAUGUGCAGAUUUGAUGAGGGGUGAUAUAUGACCUGAAAUGUAAUAUGGAAUUACAGAAAAAUGCUUUAUGGGAUAAGAUAAGCUCCGGUUUUAUAGACAGACAACUUUUGCGUGGUUAAAACAAAGAUAAAUUUUAGACAUAAUCACUUGAUCUUUUAUGUAAAGCUAUAUCUAGCUAUAUUAAAAUUGACCGUUUGAUUUAAUGGUUAAAUAUGUUGUGGUGGGAGUGUUUCUUUUAAAAAGAUAACUUUUCCCUGCACCUAGUUUAGAAACCGUUAUGUUUGUUUUCAUGGUUUUGAUAACUUUAUUUAUUCCUAUUAAAGUAAUAUAUUUUGAAA